GUAUAGUUUUAAACAAAUGUGAAAUUCGGAAACCGCGGGAUCGAAAGAAGGCGGCUUCAUUUCCUCCAAAAUAAAUCCCUUCUGGCGCGCCCUCUCUUUCAAAAACCCGCGAAUUCUCCCUACUUCUGAAUUUCACAAUUUGGACAAAACCCUAACCCUAGCCCUUCCCAUCUCUUGAACGGUUACUGAACGGUUACUCCGUUACUGCACGUCUCCACUUCUACUGAUCGUGGAAAUACCCGUCGUCUUUAUCGACCAAUCUUAGAUACGCUGGAUUUGCGGAACGGAACCCUAGCUAGCGAUGGAAGCGCCGAUCCUCGCCUUGCCUUGUCCACAGAUCGGGCAGGAAACGGAGAUGUUGGAAAGCACUAAUAUUUCUCCGCCUAAAUCGAGAUUUCAGGCCCAUCUCGUGGGGGCAACGCUUCAUAAUAUGGGGAAUACUUGUUUUAUGAAUGCCGUUCUUCAGUGCAUCACACACACGGUUCCGCUGGUGGAGAAGUUACGUACCGAUAGUCACAGCCCUGCGUGUUCUGGAUUUGCAGAUAAAGAUGGAGAAUUUUGUUCUUUUUGUGCAUUGAGGAACCAUGUUGCUGAAAGCAUAAUGAAGUCAGGAUUUGUUAUCACUCCCAGAAGUUUUGCCUAUAAUUUAAGCAAAAUCUCAUCUUUCUUCCAGCCUGGAGAACAGCAAGAUGCACAAGAGUUUCUCAGUUGCCUUUUGGAUAGUAUUCAUACUAGCUAUCUGAAACCCAUCUACAAAGAUCAUCAGUUCUUGUCAUCUAGAGAAGAAAGUCCUGUUAAUCAAGUAUUUGGAGGUUGUCUCCGAAGUCAGUUGCGGUGCCUUGAAUGUGGUCAUUGUUCAGAUACAUAUGAACCUAUUGUUGAUCUCAGCUUAGAGAUUGAUGAUGUAGAUAAUCUCACCGAGGCUCUGGAGUCUUUCACCAAGACAGAAAUGAUCGAUGAUCCUGAUAUCAAGUUCACCUGUGAAGGUUGCAAGGCUCAAGUUUCCAUGGAGAAACAACUCAAAAUUGAGCAACCUCCAAAUGUCAUCGCACUGCAUCUCAAGAGAUUCACAAAUACUGGUCAUUCUGUUCUCAAGAUCUGCAAAUUUGUGAAAUAUCCGUUGGAGUUGGACUUGAUGCCUUUCCUGAGCUCACCCCGAGAAAAUGAGCAAUUAAUAUAUGAGCUAUAUGGCAUUGUAGUGCAUAGUGGUUCCUGUUAUUUUGGUCAUUACUACUGCAAUAUCCGCACCUCCCCAACUACUUGGUAUCAAAUGAAUGACUCGUUGCUAGAUCCGAUAUCAGAAAGUAAUGUGCUAGAUGAAGAAGCUUAUAUACUCUUCUAUAUGAAGAAGGGUUCAUCUCCCUGGUUUAAAAGCUUAAUGGAGUCUCAGAAGAUUUACCAAUCAAACAUGGAUAGGAAUGGCUCGCCAUCAUCUGUGCUGGAUUGUGAGGAUAACGAUGAAACUUCAUCUUCUGUCAGAGAGCCUAGCAGCAGCAUCUCAGUCGAAGCAGUUAGAGAAAUAUUUGAAAAAGACGAAGUUUCAAGCCCACAUGCUAGUACUUCUGCAGAUUUUCCAAUUGACGAGCUGCAGGGAGAAGAUCCUGUAACUCAACGGUCGCCUGACAACUUGAGCACGAGUGGUGCUUUGGAUUCUCUGCCUAGCUGUUCUGGAACACAAUCUUCCAAAGAACCUGACUCAGAUCAACUUCUCAGUCAUAUUUUCAGCCCAGAGCCCCUGGAAGAAGACAAGGAGAAUCGCCUAGCCUCACAAAACCAAGUGAGUUCAAAAGCCAGCAAUCAAACAGGUCAAUAUAAGCUGAAUAAUGUGAACAAUACAGACAAAUCUCUUUCAAGAAUAAUGAAGUGCAUGCCUAGUUCAAGGAGAUUAGGCUUUUUGGCUUGCCUUCAUAGUUCACCUGAACCUGGAGGAAGCAAGCAGCCCCUCGCCUCAAAGAGUGACCAGCCAUUGAAAAUGAGAAAGAGAACAGGCUCAGAGCUGCAUCUAUUGAUUGGGAAGGACAGCCCUUAUUACAGACCAAACAAGGCGAAAAGUCUCAGCCCUCAGGACAUCAGGGGUUGCUUCAUUGAGGAUGACUCUGACUUGUUAUUUGAAUUUGACUCUGCUGAUAGCUAACUAUAAUUGAGAACCAGUAAAUUGUGAUGUGCUUAUUGUCCUCAGUUCUUUUUUUUUUUCUUUCCUUUAGCUAAUCACCUCUUUGUUGCUGGUGAUAGGAUGUACAUAGGACUCCAAAUUAGGAGUUUAGUUUACUGUUUAGGGUUCAAGCUAGCUUUUUUAUUUUCUUAUUGAGCUCAAUAUGGGCUUGAAUAUGACCUGAGUUUUAGAAAUUUGUUAUUGGCUUUGAGCUUU
Messenger RNA from Dendrobium catenatum, 2368 nucleotides. RefSeq names its product ubiquitin carboxyl-terminal hydrolase 21. Gene Ontology annotation, biological process: protein deubiquitination. Gene Ontology annotation, cellular component: cytosol; nucleus. The transcript has 9 exons. The coding region runs from base 302 to 2134 and encodes 610 amino acids. The record is from RefSeq and is a predicted model, not a curated record. Lineage: Eukaryota; Viridiplantae; Streptophyta; Magnoliopsida; Asparagales; Orchidaceae. Gene Ontology annotation, molecular function: cysteine-type endopeptidase activity; cysteine-type deubiquitinase activity.